UCUUUUCAUUUUUAGCAAGACUAAGUUUAUUUACAUAAUGGAUACACACAUCAGGAAAAUGGCAUGGUUUUUGGAUAACGAUCAAUAUUUGGAAAAAAUUGGGUUGACAAAAUUCCAUCAACAGGGUGAUCAUCCACAAGGGCAAGAUUUUGCUGUGCCUCCUCUAGGACCAGAUAAUGCAUUGCUGGGAACACAUAGCAGCAUGACACAAGAUGUGCUGAGUGGACAAAUGAAGAAAACACAGUCUCAAAAGGUGCAAACAACAGAAGAAUGGAUAAAAAGCUACAGUUUGGAAUCUUUGCAAUUAACAUUAGAGUAUCUGUGCUCCAGGAAUUCAGGAAAUGGUGGUGAAGUGAUGGAGUUUACAGAGGAGACUGUUGCUGAUUUUGAAUCCAGACUUUCUGAAGUGAUUGAACUCUAUCAGCACCGAAUUCAGUGGCUGCUGCAGGACAGCAGAAAGGUGUUCGGUGUCAUAAAAGGAACUAAAGUUGGACUUUUGGUUGAUGUGUCUCACUUGAGUUAUGGACCUAGACUGUUGGAUUUUCAGAAGAACCUUUUGUGCUUAAUAGAUGAGCAGCUUUGUUAUAAGAAGGAAUUGUACUGCCUCUCAUUCAGUGCAGACAUUUCACCACUGUGGGAGAGUCCAAAAACCAUCAAUGUCCAUGUGCUUCAUGAAGCAAGACAGUGGGUGCAAGAGCUGGAGCCUGGUCGAGGCUGCAAUUUGCUGAAAGCCUUGAGGCAUGUCCUUCCCAUGAGAGACCUGAAUUCCUUGGUCCUUAUUGUAGGAAGCUGCCCUGACCAGUCUUUUGAAAUAUUAUGUGAUUAUGCACAGCAGUGUACACUGGGGAGAAAAGUGCAGAUUCACACUGUUACAUAUGAUUGCAGCAACCCUGCUUCCCUUGCAGUUCUAAAGAACCUUGCAGAAGCUGUAGGAGGCCGUUAUCAUUGCUACUCUUCCCAGGGAGAGAAUUUUGAUAGCAGUGAUUUUCAUCUGCUACUUCAGGAAUCCCAGAAGGCUAAGGACCUACUCAAGAGCAUCAAACAGAGUUUUCAAAGAAGAGUUGGUGGCUUCCUUGGUAAUAAAAGAGCAGAUGUUUCCACAGCAUUUGCAAAUUCAGCACCUUCUAGCUUCUUCCCAAAGCCUCCAAGGCACAAAGCACCAUUAGUUAUUCAAACACCAGGCAUCCAGGCCAAAACCUCAGCAGACUGGUUAAAGACCUAUGGAUUGAAAGCUAAAAAGUUAGACCUUUAUCAAGUUCUGGCUCCCAAUGCUUUCUCUCCUGUGGAAGAUUUUGUACCUAUCCUUAAAAAAACAGUAUCAUCAACUCUGCAUGAGGCAAUGAUGAUGCAGUUUGAGUGGUAUGAUGGAACUGUAAAAAAUAUCCAUGUUGACCUGCCAGUACUGUACAACUAUCAGAAAGUCCUUGCUAAAAUGGUAAGAAUCUAUGAGAAACGAAUUGACUGGCUGUCUGUUGCUAGCAGAAGAAUAUGGGGAAGUGUUUGUGAAAGAAGGGUGGUUGUACUUGUUGAUAUAUCAGUGACAAACUCUGCCUACAUCUCUCAUAUCCAACAUUGUUUGCGACUUUUGCUUGAGGAACAAAUGUCAAAUAAGGAUUGCUUCAAUAUUAUAGCAUUUGGGAGUGACAUUGUGCCUUGGCAGCAGGAACUGUGUCCUUGCCAGCCAGAAAACUUAGAAAAGGCUUGGAGGUGGGUGUUGAGCUUGGAGUGCAAGGGCAGUAGAAAUUUCAUGAGUGCCCUCAGAAGAGCAGUGGAAGUUGACUUCAAAGACAAAGAUAAACACAAAUCACAGGGACUCUACCUGCUGACUACUGGAAUACCUGAUCAGGAAACACACACAAUCAGUGCUUACGUGGCUGAGGCUUGUGGAGGUUUGGAUUUGCAGCUCCAUGUCUGUCUGCUCAGUGUAACAGAGGGCACUGACUCCAGUGGGAUCAUUCCAGCCCGCUAUGCCACCCCCAGGGAGACUGCCAGUGCUUUGAAAGAAAUUGUACAGGCAGCCAGUGGGAGGUUUCACUGGUUUGGAGAAACAGGUAUUUUUGAAAGUGAUGAUAUUACCAGUAUUAUAUCUGAAAUGGGAAAAGCAAAGAACUACUCCCAAAAGUGUGCAUUCCUGGUGCAGUCCUUAAAGCAACGCUCAGGAAAUCAGUCUGUGAAACCCCUCACAGCAGAAGGAGACACAAAUGUGCUUAUGAGGAAUGAGAAAAAAAACCCUCAGAAGGUGCCAUCUCCUAAAGCCACAGCUGUGCUUAAGGAUGUUAAAGACAACCAUGGUGCAGAGAAAAAUACUCCUGUAAGAGCACUGGCAUGGCGUCCUCCUAGUGCCAAAGCAGGAAUUCCACCAGCACAAACAGUAAAAGAAUGGCCUCAGACUGAGAAUAAAGGGAAGCACAAACCCAGGAAGCAGCCAGAGCUUUCUGUGUCUGCAUUUUACACUGAAGAAGGAAGAAAUGUGGGUACAAUAUAUCAGAGAUAUCCCAAGGCAGUGUGUGUAAAAAAAACUGUUUGCUCUGUCAAAUUGCCAGAGGAAGAGGAAAUCUGUUCAAGCAAAGAGUGGCUGACCAAGUACAGUAUUAAAAAGCUUAACCUGGAAUUGCCCAGGCUGAUGUUUGGUCCAAGCUGUACCCACCAGAAGACAACUGUGGAGUCUCUGCACAAGAAAGUAUCAGCAAAAUACUGUUCUGUCUUCCCCAGUGCAGAAAUCAAUGGGGUUGUGAAACAUCUGCAGUUUCAGCCCAGAGAGCUGGAAACCUACAGAGAGCAGCUGGAGAAGGUGCUGCAGCGCUACAUCCAGAGAGUGCAGUGGCUUCUCUCAGGAAGCAGAAGAUGGUUUGGUACCAUUGUAGAAACAAAUGUCUGUGUUUUGAUUGAUACAUCUGGUUCCAUGGGCCCAUACCUGCCACCUGUCACAAAAGAACUUACCUCCCUUAUCUGGGAACAGCUGAGAAAAAAUGAAGUCAGGUUUAACCUGCUGAGAUUUGCAGAAAAUACAGAGAGUUGGAAAGAGCAUCUUGUAGAGGCAACUGAUGAAAGCUGCCAUGAUGCUGUGCAGUGGGCUGCCACAUGCCAUGCUCAUGGCAGCUCCUGCAUCCUUGCAGCUUUACAGAAGGCUCUCAGUUUCCAAGGUGUAGAGGCACUGUAUCUAUUGACUGAUGGAAAACCAGACACCAGUUGCAGUCUGAUUUUGAAAGAAAUUGAAAGAUUGAUAAAGAAACAAGAUAUUAAAAUCCACACCAUUUGUUUUAGCUGUGCAGACAGAGGAGCUGUUGAAUUCCUGAAGAAGCUUGCUUCCCAAACAGGAGGGCGCUUCCACUGCAGCUCUGGAGGUGAAGAUGGACAAUUAGCAGCACACAGAAUAUUGACAGAGGGGCUGGAUGAUGAAGAUAAUCCAGUUUUCCCGUACUUUGAAGGAGAUGAUCUAAAGAACCUUACUCAAGAAGUAGCAAAAGCUAGAAGUUUCUUAAAGCAGGCAAAAUCUUGGAGAUUAUUGCUUGAAAAAUGGAACACAAACCAAAAAGACAACUCUGGCUUCCAAAAAAAGUGUUCAGGAUUAAAUUUUAGAUGAAGAAAAGAUGCUGAAGAGGUUUGGAAUGAUACCAUUCACCUGCUUCUUUUCAAAGUGUGCUCACACCUUCCAGCUGCCAGCAGAAAGAUGAUUUUUUUCUUUGUUGUCACAACUGCUGGCAAGACAAGAAGUUGCAGAUAAGUGCUGCACUCACUCCACUGGCAGAUUUUGCAGGAUUCAAAAUAAAUCAAGCCCUGAACUCUACAAAGUUUAAAUAGAAGUAGAGGAUAGUUUUCAGUAUAGCUAAUAGAAAUUUUUAAAGAGUAUGUAUCAGUGGUGAUACAGGAUCACAACUUUUGUUUCUCUUUUACUGCAUUGUAUUGAUAAUUUCUUCAAUUAGUUGCUGGUAUGUCUGAAUUGCCAUUUUUGUCUGUUGUUUGAAAAUUCUUUACUGAUGCUUAUUAUCCCUAACAGAUGGCUGUGAUGUUAGGAAGAUAAUUCUUUAUGCCAGUAUUGCAUAGAAAGUCCAAGAAAUAACCUUAGUGCAGAAAACAAAGCUUAUAAUUAAUGUUUUUACACAGAGAAGUUUUGCUAAUAAUUAUUUUGACUCUUUACUUUUUGUGUUGGCAGUAGAGAACAAUUUAGAGCUGGAUGAGACAUGCAAGAAAAUAAUACCCUGUUGCUGAUGUAGCCCGAUUGUGUUUUUAUAACCAGACACUGCCUAUCUUUUGAGCAAUUCUAUUCUUAUAUAUUUCCUGUCUAGAAAGAUUAGAAAUAUGUUUGCCAGUAUCAGUUGAUUUGUGAGAUAUGUUUGUUUUUUACUGAUUUCUGUAAUGACAGCUCACUAGUAUUUUGUGGAUCUUCACUGUUGUCUUUUAGAGUGUUAGAAAUUCAUCUCAGGUGUUUCAUAUAUGUAAUAUAAUAAAAAUAGAGUCAUACUUCAG
This is a messenger RNA of Melozone crissalis (California towhee), 4467 nucleotides long. It is a transcript of the gene VWA3A, whose product is annotated as von Willebrand factor A domain containing 3A. The record is from RefSeq and is a predicted model, not a curated record. Lineage: Eukaryota; Metazoa; Chordata; Aves; Passeriformes; Passerellidae. The coding region runs from base 38 to 3583 and encodes 1181 amino acids. The transcript has 33 exons.